Molecule: messenger RNA, 2562 nt
Organism: Cryptomeria japonica (Japanese cedar)
Lineage: Eukaryota; Viridiplantae; Streptophyta; Pinopsida; Cupressales; Cupressaceae
Product: glutamate receptor 3.4-like
Exons: 6
Coding region: 1-2562 (853 amino acids)
Cellular component (GO): plasma membrane
Molecular function (GO): signaling receptor activity; ligand-gated monoatomic ion channel activity
Source: RefSeq, a predicted model, not a curated record
AUGGGGAGAAUUCAUGGCGCCUUUCUGCUUUCAAUAUUCAUUUUACUGGUCUUUCAUCUUACUUUCUCCUCUGCCUCUGCUCAUGACACAAUACACAUUGCUGCUAUUCUUGACGUGACUACACCUGCAGGAAAGGCGGCCAAUAUGUCUUUACACUUUGCUCUCCAAGAUGUUAACCACAAGGCAGCUGAUGGUACUCGCCUCAAACUCACAAUUCGAGAAUCUCGAGGAUUUGUUGGAAACGUUCUGCAAAUGUUCAGAAGUGAGUUUGCGGCAAUCUUGGUGCAGGACUCUACGAUUUCAAAGUUUUUGGCCCCUGUAGCGGAAGAAGUUCAUGUACCAAUCUUGUCAUUCGGCAGAUUUGGCAUUGUAAGUGGGUCUAAAUAUUUACUUCCCACAAUUCAGAUUCGUUAUGAUGAAAUGAAAGGCAUAGCAGUCAUUACAGACUACUUUCAUUGGAAGUCAGUCUCAGUAGUUUAUGAAGAUGACGAAUCAUGGUUAAGUGGUGUUUAUGCAUUGAGUGAGGCACUGAAAGAGUUUCAAGAGGAGUCCGGGAAUAACAGGACAACAAUUUCAAGGACAACAGCGCUUUCUUCUGGUUCAAGUCAAGAACAAAUUAGGGAAACCUUAGUGGAAUUGAAUAACACAAGUGGUGUGAGGGCUUUCAUUGUGCACACAAGUGUGCAUCUGGCUCUCAACAUGUUCGCCAUGGCACACGAGUUGGGCAUGAUCAAUGAAACCUAUGUUUGGCUUGUAACAGACUCUGUUGCUUCCUCUUUGGAUUCUCUGCCUCCUCCUUCUAUCCAAACAUUGCAAGGAAUUGUGGGAGUUAAAAGCGUUUCAACACCCCAAUUCACAGAAUUAGUGCAGAGGCUGCAGAUCAACUCUUCAGACGAUGCCAUCAACCGAAUUGGAGCAGAAGCAUACAGUUCUCUUAAGCUCAUUGCAAGUGCAGUUUUUGCCUUGCGUUCACAGGAUAUAAAGAUCGGAUAUGGUGGACAAAUUCCCGAGAAUGAUACUAAUUCCUCUACUUCGAUGAUGGUUUUGACAGGAGGCGACUUGCUGCUUCGGGAGAUUGUUCAAGCAAUAUCUGGCCCUGUUACUGAUAGUUUGGAAAUUCGUGAGUAUGAGAUAAUUAACGUGGUUGGAAAAAGUCACAAAACAGUUGGGUUUUGGAGAAACGAUACUGGGAGGCUUCAAUCUGCACGCAGAGAAGAAAAUAAGCUGGGGGCUAUUAUCUGGCCUGGUGAUACAACACAAGUUCCCAACGGCUACAGAAAACUUGUAAUUGGGAAGGUCAUACAGAACAAUGCUUCUGAUUAUAUUGAUUUCAUUGGUCGGCUUUCAGGCUACACAAAUGACACAUUUCAAGCUGCUGUGGACACACUCCCGUACAAUCUGCCUUACGUUUACGAGGCUUUCGACAAAGGCAACUCAAAUCUCUCUGACUAUGAUUCAUUUGUAACGGAGUUAUAUGGUGGAAAUAGAUACGAUGCGGUGGUGGGGGACGCGACAAUAUUGUGGAAUCGUUCAUUGUAUGUUGGAUUCACCCAACCAUACACCCAAACGGGUCUGGUGAUGAUGGUGCCAUUGAAAAGAGUGAGAGUGUUUACGUGGUCUUUUCUCCAUCCUUUCACUGCAGCGCUCUGGGCUACAGCAGGGGCAUUCUUCGUCUGCACAGCGUUUCUUGUGUGGCUCGUGGAACAUAAGGACAAUGAGGAAUUCCAAGGGGGAGUUACAAAACAAGUAGUAACUUCAUUGACAUCCUCGCUCUCUGCCUUCGUAUUUGCUCAAAGAGAGGAUGUGAAGAGCUGUCUGGGCAAGGGAAUCGUUGCUAUAUGUCUUUUCAGCGCUAUAAUACUGAACAACAGCUACACUGCACAUCUCGCCUCUAUUCUGACGGUGGAAAGAUUAGCCCCUACAAUUACAAACAUGAAAAGUCUCACCACAAACAAUGUUCGAGUGGGUUACUUGAGCACUUCAUUUGUUAAAACUUAUCUCACAGAUGAUCUGAAAAUACAUAAAGACAGACUGGUUCCUUUAGAAAGUCCACAUGAUUACGUGCUAAAGCUACUAAGCGGGGACGUGGGUGCCAUAGUGGAUGAGAGCCCAUAUCUUGAAAUAGUAAAAUCUCUCUAUCCAUGUGAAAAAUUAGCCAUUGUGGAUCGAGGAUACUUAAGCUCAGGAGGCUUCGGAUUUUGUUUCCGCGAGGGGUCGCCAUUUUUAUCUGACAUAUCUGAAGCAGUGCUAAACAUAUCGGAGCAUCACCAAACUGUGGAGAGCAUCCAUGGGAAAUGGUUUGGGGAAAGAACAUCUUCCCCAGAUUUAGAGACAGUUCUUGACUCCAAUGCCUCUCGCAUAACUCUCACCAAUCUGCGGAAUCUUUUCACUCUCACUGCAUCCAUCUAUGCUAUCGCGGUGUUGAUCCAUAUCUGCAGAAAGAUACAUCAGAAGAGCCAAGAUUUGAUGGCAUCCUGGACAUAUGAAUUUUCCACGCACAUACCAGCUAUGAUCUCGUUACAAACUAUAAGGGUCCCGGCAUCCAUAGAAACCCAACGUUGA